Molecule: messenger RNA, 677 nt
Organism: Centruroides sculpturatus (bark scorpion)
Lineage: Eukaryota; Metazoa; Arthropoda; Arachnida; Scorpiones; Buthidae
Exons: 2
Coding region: 290-592 (100 amino acids)
Source: RefSeq, a predicted model, not a curated record
GUUUUAGUAGUCUGGCGACGAAAACGAGGCAAAGAUUUUCCCGUCCGCGAUCGAAUUUCGGUCAUUCGCCUCCCACACUUCAGCCGAAUAACAGAAUUUCCCAUUCUUAAGAAUGCGUCCUUUCUUCCUCGCUCUUCAGGAAAGUUCGGCCGGGUAAUUGGGACGACAGAAGGCGGUUUCUCGUGCUCGAUCCGUGACGCUAAUCGCGUGACGCAAUGGCUCGAGACAAUAUAAAACGGCGAAAAAGCCACAAACUCGUUCAGAAGUUGCGCCGUUGCACCUCUUUAAGAUGCGUAGGUUGGCGGUGAUCGUCGUGCUGAUCGCGGUGCUGUGGACGAGGGUGCGAUGCCACGAAAUUGCCACCUUCGACAUAGGUAAACACUACGCCGCCGUGGCCAGAAUGAUCAACGAGGCCAGCAAGGGCGAGAUGUACGGCGGUUCCGAACUGCACCCCAGGACGGUCUCCGGUCAGGGAAGUAUCGACUACGACGAACCCGGCAAGGGCGGAUGGUGGCAAGGGUGGGCCAAAGGUUGGUUAGCGGGACAGAAGUACGCCGCCGGAAGGGGUUUCCUUCCUCCCCGACACGGCUGAUGUCGGAUCUUUUAUACGUCGUCUGUACAUGUUGUAAAUAUCCAGCUUAUACCUAAGAAUAAAUAUAUUUUUAAACACGCUCCCG